Messenger RNA from Haliotis rufescens (red abalone), 5042 nucleotides. Its product is annotated as serine/threonine-protein phosphatase 6 regulatory ankyrin repeat subunit A-like. The transcript is spliced from 2 exons. Lineage: Eukaryota; Metazoa; Mollusca; Gastropoda; Lepetellida; Haliotidae. Gene Ontology annotation, molecular function: protein binding. The record is from RefSeq and is a predicted model, not a curated record. Bases 33 to 4418 code for a protein of 1461 amino acids.
AGCAGUUUCGAGAUGUGACGGGUCCCUUGUACAUGACCGUUGGCGGACAGCAGAACGUUGGUACACCUCAGACCCGCCCGGAGGAAGAGGAGAAGCCAUUGACUGUUGCAGCACGGAAGAUCAGGAAAAGAACGGAAUCCAGGAUUCAGUCAAUGACUAAAGACAUGGUGGAGACAGAAGCCCUGUAUCAGGUGACGGAAAAGCUGGAGAGUGGAGCAACAUGGGUGACAAUUAAAGGAAGGCCAGGAGAGGGGAAGUCUACAAUAGCCUACAUGGCCCUCAAAGAUCAGCACACUCAGGGGAGACAAGUGUAUCAGGUGGUGUCACCAGAAGAGUUCAAUGAGGUCAUAACGGCCAGCACAAACCCUGUCAUUAUGUUAGAUGACAUAUUCGGUGAUCUAGAAUUUGAUGUAGCAGAAUGGGCCAAGUGGAGACCAAGUCUACGACCUGUUGUGGAUAUGAAGGAUACAGACAAGACCACAAAAAAAGACUCUACAGAUAAAUCCACUAAAAGCAAAAAAGAGAGAACAAAGGAUGAGCAAACAUUUCUAAAGAGAACAGCACCAAACAAAGGCAAAACGAUCAUUAUCCUCAUAGGCCGUGACUAUGUGCUGAAAUCCUCACUGGCAGACUUGAGAAGGGUGGCAGAUUACAUAUCUAGUCCCCAGUAUGUGGUGGAAGUUUCCUCGCAGAGAGACUCUAAUGAACGAAGGAAAAUAUGGCAUGUUCAUGCCAAAACAAAAAACAUAGACUUUGAUGAGUCAACCGUGUCUCGGAUAUGUCAAUCUGACUGUCCACACGGCUUUCCCCACGUGUGUAAAAUGUUUGCCACAACAUAUGAAAAGGAUCAGACUCAGCUUCCAGUAGAUAAGUUUUUUCAAGAGCCUCUAGCAUUCCUCAAACAGACCCUAGAUAAAUUCCUUAAAGACGAGAUAAAGGUUUCCCUGUUCAAGGCUAUGAUUAAAAGUGAUGGAAAGAUUAGUGGACAAGAGUUGGAAGAGGAGAAUGCCCAUGGAUACAAAUACAUAACAGCUGCUGAUGAUUUAGUCGGAUCUUACCUCAAGAAGGAAGAUGACACAUACAUGUUUGACCAUCCCUCUAUAUAUGACUGCGUCGCACUAAUUCUCAGUACAAAACAAUCAAAGUUUGUCAUCGAUUUUUGCAGUUUGUCAUUCAUCCAUCAGCGACUUCGUCUUAAAGCCUCCACAAGACCAGGGGAAAACGUUCCUGAUGAGACAGAUCUUGUUGCAAACAUCUCAUGGAACUAUGCUAAACAUCUAGCCAGACGAUUUGCAACUGAAAUUUCAAGGAGCAAUUUCUUGCAUGUCUUAUCGCACCAGGCAUGUUGUAAUCCAGAGUUUAUUGACUUGCUAAUGGUCUGCCUGAAGGUACAGUGUCACAUGUCUGUUUCUGAUAUACUCAAACUAGUUGAUAACUCUUCAUAUCAGACAUUUUGUAAAUUAAUUUCUAGCAGCAAGUCACAUCAUCUCAUCAAAUUUAUUAUUGAGAAAGAAAACAGAACAUUCAGCCAGAGUGAACUGAGAGACAUUUUACUUGGGACGUGCAUGAAUGCUGCUUGUAGUGUACUGACCUAUAUCAGUGAACACCAUCAGCUUGAGAUAGAUGCUAGAUAUGGCUCGCAGCAGAAAACGCCACUUAUGUUAGCAGCAGAAACCAAAGACAGUGUGUUUGUAAAUCAGAUUCUGGCCCUUCACCCUGACCUGAAUGCUAGAGACUGGUACCAUCAAACAGUCUUUCAAUACCUUUGCGCAAAUGGCCUUACAUCAGCUGUGGAACAUGCAAUCAACAUGGGCGUGGAUGUUAAUGAGCAUUAUUCAUCAGGUUUUAGCCCUAUUUUUUCUCCCUACCAGGAGGCCCCUCUAGAUCUCGCCAUAGCAAAUGGUCAUGUUGGUGUGGUGGAACUGCUGCUGCAAAAAGGAUGUGAUAAAGAUAAACAGAGAGGUCUUAAAUGUGCACUGGAGAGCCGAAACACGCACAUGACGCGUAUUAUCUUAGACAGAGGAGCACAGGUUGACGGUGAUGCUGUGUGCAUUGCUUGUGGGUUGACAAACUUGCGUAUCAUCAAGAUGUUGUUUGAGGAGGGUGGUAAAGUUGACAUGAUUUCAUCUCAUGGAGAAACUCCUCUUCACGGUGCAUGUGACCCUAAUGUGGUCUUGUUUUUGUUGCAGAAAAAUGCUAACGUGAAUAUCAAGAAUAAAACAGGUGAGACACCACUUCACGAAGCAGCAUGGAAUGGAUAUACAGAGUGUGUUGAUCUGUUACUGAAGGCUGGAGCUAAUGUGAAUGUACAGAACAAUACAGGUGACACACCACUUCAUGCAGCAACAGCAUCGUUUGGAUCUACAGGGAGUGUUGAUGCGUUACUGAAGGCUGGAGCUAAUGUGGAUGUACAGAACAAUACAGGUGACACACCACUUCAUGCAGCAGCAGCAUGGUGUGGAUCUACAGGGAGUUUUUAUGCGUUACUGAAGGCUGGAGCUAAUGUGAAUGUACAGAACAAUACAGGUGACACACCACUUCAUAAAGCAGCAGUGGAUGGAUCUAAAGGGAGUGUUGAUGCGUUACUGAAGGCUGGAGCUAAUGUGAAUGUACAGAACAAUACAGGUGACACACCACUUCAUGUAGCAGCAGGGGAUGGAUCAACAGAGAGUGUUGAUGCGUUACUGAAGGCUGGAGCUAAUGUGAAUGUACAGAACAAUACAGGUGAAACACCACUUCAUGUAGCAGCAGAGGAUGGAUCAAAAGAGAGUGUUGAUGCGUUACUGAAGGCUGGAGCUAAUGUGAAUGUACAGAACAAAACAGGUGACACACCACUUCAUGUAGCAGCAGAGGAUGGAUCAACAGAGAAUGUGGAUGCGUUACUGAAGGCUGGAGCUAAUGUGAAUGUACAGAACAAAACAGGUGACACACCACUUCAUGCAGCAGCAGGGGAUGGAUCAAUAGAGAGUGUUGAUGCGUUACUGAAGGCUGGAGCUAAUGUGAAUGUACAGAACAAUACAGGUGACACACCACUUCAUAAAGCAGCAGCAGCUCCAGGAGCAGCAGCAUGGUUUGAAUCUCCAGAGAGUGUUGAUAUGUUACUGAAGGCUGGAGCUUAUGUGAAUGUACAGAACAAUACAGGUGACACAUCACUUCAUGCAGCAGCAGCAGCACCAACACCAGAGUACGCAUCUACAGGGAGUGUUGAUGCGUUACUGAAGGCUGGAGCUUAUGUGAAUGUACAGAACAAAACAGGUGACACACCACUUCAUAAAGCAGCAGGGGAUGGAUCAAUAGAGAGUGUUGAUGCGUUACUGAAGGCUGGAGCUAAUGUGAAUGUACAGAACAAUACAGGUGACACACCACUUCAUAAAGCAGCAGGGGAUGGAUCAACGGAGAAUGUUGAUGCGUUACUGAAGGCUGGAGCUAAUGUGAAUGUACAGAACAAUACAGGUGACACACCACUUCAUAAAGCAGCAGCAGCAGCCCCAGCAGCAGCAGCAGCAUUGUAUGUAUCUACAGGGAGAGUUGAUGCGUUACUGAAGGCUGGAGCUAAUGUGAAUGUACAGAACAAUACAGGUGACACACCACUUCAUGCAGCAGCAGGGGAUGGAUCAACGGAGAAUGUUGAUGCGUUACUGAAGGCUGGAGCUAAUGUGAAUGUACAGAACAAUACAGGUGACACACCACUUCAUAAAGCUGCAGCAGCAGCCCCAGCAGCAGCAGCAGCAUGGUAUGUAUCUACAGGGAGAGUUGAUGCGUUACUGAAGGCUGGAGCUAAUGUGAAUGUACAGAACAAUACAGGUGACACACCACUUCAUAAAGCUGCAGCAGCAGCCCCAGCAGCAGCAGCAGCAUGGUAUGUAUCUACAGGGAGAGUUGAUGCGUUACUGAAGGCUGGAGCUAAUGUGAAUGUACAGAACAAUACAGGUGACACACCACUUCAUAAAGCAGCAGCAGCAGCCCCAGCAGUAGCAGCAUUGUAUGGAUCUACAGGGAGUGUUGAUGCGUUACUGAAGGCUGGAGCUAAUGUGAAUGUACAGAACAAUACAGGUGACACACCACUUCAUAAAGCAGCAGCAGCCCCAGGAGCAGCAGUAGUGUGUGGAUCUACAUGGAGUGUUGAUGCGUUACUGAAGGCUGGAGCUAAUGUGAAUGUACAGAACAAAACAGGUGACACACCACUUCAUGCAGCAGCAGCAGCAAGGUAUCGAUCUACACGGAGUGUUGAUGCGUUACUGAAGGCUAAAGCUAAUGUGAAUGUACAGAACAAAACAGGUGACACACCACUUCAUAAAGCAGCAGCAGCAGCAGCAGCAGAAGGAUGGGGAACUACAGAGUCUGUGGAUGCGUUACUGAAAGCUGGAGCUGAUGUGAAUGUACAGAACAGUACGGGUCACGCACCAGUAUUUCAUUGACCAGGACAUCCAAAACCUUAUUAGAGAUGUGCCACUGUUAUUAGAAAUAAUUGGUAAUAAUAUAUAUUAUUCCAGUGUCAUUGCUGAACGAAGGUUAUGGAUGUCGUACAGUUGGUGACAUUAGCAAGCUCUUCUCCCUUAUUCCUUUGUCUCACUUCGUUACUGUUGUUGUGAGGGGUUUGUGCCGUUGAUGGAUGGUUUUUUUUGGUUUAACACCGCACUCAGCAAUAUCCAAGCUUUUUGAUAACUGUCUGUAAAUAAUCGAGACUGGAUCAGACAUUAUAGUGAUUGACAUCAUGAGCAUCGAUCUUCGCAACGGGCGAUCUUGUUUAAUUCAUCUUCCCUUCACUCACCCGGCUGGUGCAUUGACUUGGACGGUCCAACCUUAAACUGACGGCGUAUGUGGUACGAGCAGUACAUGUUAAUAUCACACCUGUAGACAGUUGACCAGCAUAGCCUUCAUCUCUAGCGGCAACGGUCACGCUGGUGAAAAGACAGUAUUUCUUUUCGCCUAAACAAAGAUCUAUAGUCAUGUCCGGAAAUAGAUGUUCACGAUUCACCGGUACAUUAGGGAUGAUCAAGACUGGUUAUAUCACAUAGUUAACCACCAUCAGAGAUCAGCUG